AUGUCCAACUCACAGUCAGCUAGCGCUAGCACUCUCGGAGAGCCGAGCUCUUACCAGUCCAGCUUGCUCGAUGAUGGAACUCUCAGUUCUGCCAGCACGGCGCCGCCAAGAGAUGACCCAUCCGUCAUCGUAGGCUUGGCCUGUCGCGUGCCUGGCGCUGAUAGUCCGAGUCAGCUAUGGGACAACAUAAUUGCCCAGAAGGAUUUGCAGAAGAAGAUGCCCGAGGACCGGUUCCUUGUGGAUAACUUCUAUCACAAGGACGGUACUAACAAGGGAACUACCAAUGCGAAGUAUGGUUACUUCCUCAAUCAAAACCUGGGAGAUUUUGAUCCCGGUUUCUUCGGCAUUUCCGGCAAGGAAGCUGAGGCGAUGGAUCCCCAGCAGCGACUUCUUCUGGAAGUUGUGUAUGAGGCACUUGAGGACGCUGGUAUUUCUUUGGAAUCGAUAAACGGAAGCCAAACUUCGGUCUUCUGUGGUUCAUUCACGAACGACUACGACAAGAUGACGGUCAAGGACUUGGCUUACUACCCAAAAUACACGGUCACAGGCACCGGCAACGCGAUUCUGUCCAACCGUAUUUCGUACUUUUACAACCUCCACGGCGCCAGCGUCACUAUUGAUACGGCUUGCUCAUCCUCGCUGGUUUGCUUCCAUCUUGGCAACCAGUCUCUUGCCAACCAAGAGGCCGACAUAUCGAUAGUUGUCGGAUCGGCCCUCCAUUUCGACCCGAACAUUUUCAUUACCAUGACCGACUUGGGCAUGCUCUCCACCGAUGGACGAUGCCGCGCCUUCGACGCGGAUGGCUCCGGCUAUGUCCGUGGAGAAGGUAUCUGCGCCGCCGUCCUGAAACGUCGCAGCGAAGCCGAGAUGAACGGCGAUCGGAUCCGAGCUGUCAUUCGAGCUACCGCUGUGAACCAUGACGGUCGGAAACAAGGUAUCACGUAUCCUAACUCUGAUGCUCAAGAGGCUCUUAUCAGAGCCACAUACAAGAACGCCGGGCUCGAUCCGUGCGAUACUCAAUACUUCGAAGCUCACGGCACCGGCACCAAGGCAGGUGAUCCGCAGGAGACGCGGGCUAUUGGAGCGGUCUUCGCUCCCAACAGGGAGCAGCCCCUACAUGUCGGUUCCGUCAAAACAAACAUCGGUCAUCUCGAAGGUGCUUCCGGCCUUGCCGCGAUUAUCAAGACAACUAUGGCUCUCGAACAUGGUCAAAUCCCCCCUAACAUGCUCUUCAAGAAUCCCAAUCCCGCUAUCAAGUUCAGUGAAUGGAAACUCCAGGUUCCUGAGCAGCUUCAAGUCUGGCAACCUGGCAAGGAUGGCAUUCGUCGGGCAAGCAUAAACUCUUUCGGCUACGGAGGAACGAAUGCACACGCCGUGCUCGAGGAUUAUCAGUCGCCAGCACGCCCGUCUGUCUCUGCGCCACUUCCGGAGCGCCUGGCUAGCAUGCCAUCGUCAAGACCCUAUCUGGUUCCGUUGACCUCGCACUCUGAUAGGGCAGGCAAAUUGCUCAACGCCAGACUCAUCGAAUACCUCAACACCCAUCCGAGCGUGGAGAUCCCGGACUUUGCCCACAGUCUGAGUGUGCGCCGUUCGAUGCAUGCACAGCGCUCGUUUGCAAUCGGAAAAGACCACGAAGAGUUGGUCAGUGAUCUUGCCUCACCUCAACCCAUUGCCAAUUGGACCGGUGCAAGCAAAAGUCAGCCACGACUUGGCUUUGUUUUCACCGGACAAGGUGGCCAAUGGUUCGCUAUGGGACGGCAGCUCAUCCAGCAGUCACCUCUUUUCCGGCAGACUCUUGAGCGAUGCGACCAGGUACUUCAGAGUCUUCCAGACCGUCCGGAGUGGUCUGUCGUCGAGGAGCUUAUGCGCUCGAAAGACGACUGCCGGCUGGGGGAGACUCUGUUCUCUCAGCCCAUCUGUACCGCUUUGCAGCUGGCUAUCCUGAGCUUGCUCACCCAGUGGGGCAUUAACUGCUCUGCGUGUGUAGGUCACUCGUCGGGUGAAAUGGCUGCAGCUUAUGCCGCAGGCAUUCUCUCUUUCGAGAACGCAAUGAUCGCCGCGUAUUACAGAGGCCUGUAUAUGUCCAGUGGAUCCAAAAAUGCUUCAGCGACUCCCGGAGCGAUGAUGGCGGUUGGUCUUACGGAAGCCGAGGCCCUUGUCGAGCUUGAACCUUACAAGGGCCGCGCUUGCAUAGCCGCAGUCAACAGUCCCUCCACUAUGACCUUAUCCGGCGAUGAGGAUGCCAUUCUGGAGCUCAAGCAGACGCUUACGGCAAGAAAGGUUUUUGCGCGACAGCUUCAAGUUGCCCAAGCCUUCCACUCCCACCAUAUGAACCCGCUGGCCCCUGCGUAUCAGGAGGCUCUCAAAACGUGCUCAGGGUUCAUCACUCAGCCGCCAACAUGUCUCAUGGUUUCCAGUGUCACCGCUCGUGUCGCAGAUUCUCCGAACAUGGGCGAUAGCUACUGGGCCAGGAACAUGACAGGCGCGGUCCGAUUUUCUGAUGCUCUGACAGGAAUCCUUCUGGAUGAGGAGGACAGGCAGAACAUCGACAUUCUGGUCGAGAUUGGCCCCCAUCCCGCCCUCAAAGGGCCGGCUCGUCAGAUCGCUCAAUCUCUGAGACUGGAGAUUCCAUAUAUUGCAUCGCUGACACGAGGCAUACCCGACUUCAACGGGCUUCUUACCGCCGCAGGCCAGCUGUUCUCCCUAGGUUAUCCUGUGGAUCUGGCGGCUGUCAACCGAGACCACUUUAUCACUGAACUAGGUGUCCCGGCUGGCACUUCAGAGAGUGUGAAGUUGAACGAUAUCCCUACGUAUGCUUGGGAUCACGGCACUCGCUAUUGGGCUGAGACCAGAGCCAUCAAGGACCAUCGUCUACGGAAAUACCGUCAUUCAAUCCUCGGCGCUCCUGUACCUGGUUCCGUAGCGAGACACCCGCGCUGGCGCAACUAUCUCCGCCAAAGCGAACUUCCAUGGCUUACUGAGCAUGUCGUUGACGGCAAAGUUAUCUUCCCGGGUGCCGGUUACGUCUGUAUGGCUAUCGAAGCCAUCGUGCGUCUGAGUGAUCAAGCGACGUCCGAGAUAAAGGCUAUUGUGCUCGAAGACGUCGUUAUCAAAUCUGCGCUGACGGUCAGCGAUACUGAUGUCGGAAGUGAGAUCCUACUCGAGGUCCAACCAUCCCGGAUAUCUUCUAAGAGCCGAUCAGACGACACCUACGAAUUUGUUAUUUCGUCCUAUGAUGAGAGUGGUGAGCGGUGCACGGAGCAUUGCCACGGCCUCGUUUCGAUCGAGAAGGGAUCGCCGGCCGAAGUUAAAACACUUACAGCAUAUCCUAGUCCCGAUCAUCUAAGAAGAGCAACUACCCGAUGUGUCGGCCAUAAUUCCUUCUAUCGCCACCUUGCUAGUAUUGGACUGCAGUAUGGCGAAAACUUCCGACUGCUAUACGGAGACUUGGAAAGUGGGCCGGGAUUUUGCAUGGCUCCUUUAACUUAUCGCCCGCUCAAUGUUGGAACCAGUGAGCCUUACGAUGCUACUAUCCUACAUCCUACUGUUCUCGACUCCGUAUUCCACGUGGUAUUUACCGCCAUUGAGUCGAGACUGGGCCGCCCUCUCGAUGAACCGUUCGUGCCUACUUAUAUCCGCUGCCUCAAACUUUCCGGGUUACUGGCCAACGGCUCCCCAUUCGAGGAUCGAAAGAUGAAGGUUACUUCUUUAACUAAACUUCCAAGCGCCAGAGUCGCUUUCAAUGAUAUGCUACUUCACUCCGAGGAAGACAACAAACUAUUGAUGGAGAUCCAGGGCCUGCAGGUUACUUCACUUGGAAAGGAUGAGGAGGGGAAGUCAAAGCGCUCCCUAUACUUCCGACAGCGCUGGCAACCGUGCUUCAGUCUACUUGGAUCCAACACACAAACCCCUGCCAUCGACAGCCUGAGCAACGCCGUAGAUCUCUUCGCUCAUCAAUACCCAAACAGCAAGAUCCUUCACCUCACGUCAAGCCCAGAGAGUACUGCAGAUGUUCUUCAUACCCUCGGCGGCACCAAACACGAACGCCGCCGCUUCGGAAGCAUGGACGUAUUCAGCUUUGCGAAGCCGCUGGGUGAAGAAUUCGACCAGCUGAUAGAGACACGGCCGGGAUUGGUCAAGAUCUGCGAGCCAAAAGACGGAGAGUACGAUUUGGUGGUUCUGAGCGAGAAUGUUGAGAUUGACGUGGCUACUCUGCUGAAGGCAGAAGGACACAUCAUCUCAGAGGUUCAAGCUGUCGCCACUGAGCAGUUGGCUGAGGUCUUCACAUCAGGGAAGAUUAGCGCAUGGCAGAAGAAGGGUGAAGAGUCCGCUCCGCUCGGCGGUCUAACAGUUGUCCUUCCUGGCGGUACAUCUGAAUCUGCAAGCUCCAUCCUUGCCGGUCUCCGAUGUGGCAACAGCGGUCCCGUCUCCACGACGACAUUGCCCGCUCUCUCGAAGCAGGCCCCGCCAUUCAAGAAUAUCGUCGUGCUGUCAAACCUUGCCGAGAGCAUCGACAAUGUAGCCACGUACCAAGGCAUGCAAAACCUGCUGGCCGAAGCCGCGUUGAACGUUCUGUGGAUCACCCAGGGCGCCACCAUGGAGUCGAACAAUCCGGACGAUGCCAUGAUUAUCGGACUUGCUAGAGCUGCCCGCAGUGAGAACGACCAGUUGCGCCUUGUCACUAUGGACCUCGACAAGAACAUGCAAGGCGGUUUCGUCGCAAACCGCAUUCUGCAUGCCCUGGAUCCGCGCUUCGAGGAAGACGAACUCACCGAACGAAACGGCUGCAUCUACAUUCCCAGAGUCGAGGCCGAUGACACGCUCAAUUCGAAACUGCGCAAUGGCGUUAGCUGCGAGCCCCGGUCAGAAAAAUUCGGUGAAAAGCGUCCGCUUGCGCUUAAGAUCGGAAAGAUUGGUCUCCUUGAGACGCUGUACUUUGGAGAAGACGAGGAAAUUAUUGAUAGCGAUCUUGCCGAGGACGAGGUUGAGAUCGAAACUAAGGCUUCAGCUAUAAACUUCAGGGAUAUCGCUGCCUCUAUGGGCAUUAUCGAAGACUACAGGCUUGGAGAUGAGUGCGCCGGCUCGGUGAUCCGUGUUGGCUCCAAGGUCAAUCCACGCGAUUUUCAGAUCGGUGACCGCGUGGUUGCUUGGAGGCCCGGUCAGGGCGCCCAUCGUGCCAUCGUUCGCAAUCCUGCAUCACUAUGCGACAAGCUGCCAGCGUCAAUGUCAUACGCUGCCGCUGCCGCUCUUCCUUGCAUUCUCACCACGGCCUACUACGCACUUGUAGAGGUCGCUCGGAUACAACCAGGAGAGACCGUCCUAAUCCACGGAGCCAUGGGAGGUGUCGGACAGAUGGCGAUUCAGAUCGCUCAUCGCGCUGGUGCGCAAGUGUUUGCAACUGUGGGCUCACAGGCCAAGCGUGACGCACUCAAAACCAAAUACGGCCUGACGGACGACUGCAUCUUCUCUUCCCGAGACGAUACCUUCGUAGAUGGCGUCAUGAAGGCGACAAACGGCAAAGGCGCGGAUGUGGUCUUGAACAGCUUGGCUGGCAAGUUGCUCCACGCGGGCUGGAGUUGCGUGGCACCAUUCGGUCGCUUCAUUGAGAUCGGAAAGAGGGAUAUUCACGAGAAUACCAAUCUAGGCAUGCGCGCCUUCGCGAAGAGCGUACUAUUCGCGUGCGUCGACCUUAUCACCAUUUUCGAACUCAACAAGCCACUCGGAGCCCGGAUUUUCAAGGAGUGCUGCGAGCUGGUCCACAAGGGAGAGAUUACGCCGCCGGAGAUCAAGGAGGUCUCCUACGCUGACGUUCAGAGUGGAUUCCGACUGUUGCAGAUGGGUAAGCACACCGGCAAAGUCGUCCUUGUCCCGCACAAGGACGAUGUUGUGCCAGUGCUUCCGGCCAGCUACCGCGGCUCUCCCAUCUUCAGCUCGACGAAGGCGUACCUGCUCGUCGGUGGUCUCGGUGGCCUGGGCCGUACUUUGGCAGAAUGGAUGGUUCGAAGAGGAGCGAAGAACCUGGUGUUCCUAUCCCGAUCAGGGUCCGAUCGUCCGGAAGCUAAGACAACGGUGGAGUGGCUCGAGGCUCGAGGCGUACGAGCUACGGUGUACCGUGGAGACGUAUCAAGCUAUGCCGACGUGGAACGCUGCAUCCAGUCAGUCGGUGGCGAGCUCGCUGGUAUCUUCCAAGCUGCCAUGGUCCUGCAGGAUGCCCCGUUGAGCACAAUGACAUUUAAACAGUGGCAGACUUGCAUACAACCUAAAGUCAAAGGCACUUGGAAUCUCCACCAGGCCACUCUACAGACCUCUCUCGACUUUUUUGUCUGCUUCUCCUCCGUCUCCGGCAUUAUCGGUUCCAAGGCGCAAGCCAACUACUCGGCUGCCAACAACUACCUCGACUCGCUGAUGCGUUACCGCCGUGAGCGUGGCCUUGCUGCCACAACCAUGAAUGUGGGCGCCAUCACCGGAGUUGGAGUUGUCUCCGAGGAUCUAGCUCUACAGAAGGUCAUGGAGCGGACUGGCAUGGAUCUCGUGAACGAGGAAGAACUUCUUUAUCUGCUUGAAGAGGCGGUGAAGUCCGAUUCAUCAUUGACGGUUUCCGAGCGCGGCGUCGACAUGCACCAGAUCAUCACCGGCCUCAAUCUUUCCCGAAAGGACCUUCACUGGGCGACAAAGCCGCUCCACCGAAACCUUUAUGCCAAUCACGACUAUAGCACCGCCGCAGACGCGGCUCAAGGUGGCCAAAACCUCAUGGCCCUGCUUGAGACAGCUACUACGCUCGAAGAGAAGAUUCCGAUUUUCCUUGAAGCUUUCGUGAAAAAGAUCGCCGCUAUUCUAGCCGUCCCCGUCGACAUUAUCGAGCCGGGCAACUCACUCUCUGCUUAUGGCCUUGAUUCUAUCGUGGCCGUUGAGUUCCGCAAAUGGUUUCGGAAAGCCGUCGGCGUGGAUGUGGCCCUUUUCGACGUCCUGGGUGCGAAAUCAAUUGCCUCGUUGGUCAGCAAAGUUGCAGGCAUGAUUGCAACCGACAAGAAGAUUGCCAAGAAGGACAACGCCGAUGCCCAUGCGGCCGACCAGUCGGAGAAAACGAAGGAGAGUCAAGAAGUCGCGCAUACAUCAACUGGAGAGAUUCCGAAGGCAGACAUAUCGAAGCCAAUCCCGCUGUCAACCUUCCAAAGCCGGCUAUGGUGGACGCACAACCUUGCGGAAGACAAGUCCUUGUUGAACCUGCCUAUCACCUUCCACCUGAAGGGCGUACCAGAUGUUCCCGCUCUUCGCGAGGCGUACCGAGAGAUGAUUCAGCAGGACGCAAUCCUUCACACGGCCUACUUUGAAGGAGACGACUUUGCGGAGCAAGAAGUGCUCAACGACUUCCAGUUCGAAUUAGGCUUCAAGGAUCUGUCAGCGGAAGCUGUCCCGGAAAAGGCGCUCGAAGCCCUCGUUGCCCAUACGAAGAGUAUCGAACUUGAUAUCGAGAACGGAGAGAUUUUCAAAGCAGCGCUAGUCAAGUUGGGCCGCGAGGCUUACGCUAUCGUCAACGUGAUGCACCAUAUCUCCGUUGAUCGCGGCUCCACGAAGCCCUGGAUAGACCGUCUCGUGGUGCUCUACGAUGCGAUCCGGGAGCGUAAGGAUCUUUCUGCUGUGCCGAGACCUCAAAUCAGUUACGCGGACUUCACUGUAUGGCAUAACGCUCGCUUGGCGUCGCCUGCUUUCCAACCCGAGAUCGCUUUCUGGAAACAAGUCAUGUCAGGAGCCCCCAGCGCUUGCAAGCUUCUACCUUUUGCCAAGCGCGAUAGGCCGGCACAUGGCGACCUGGACAGGGCUAUCCACAAGACUCAACUCGGACUCGGACUUCUGAACCGCAUGAAGCGUGUUUGCGCGCAGUCAAACGCAACUCCAUUCCAUUUCCUUCUUGCGGCAUUCCGCGCGUUCUAUCACCGCUACACCGAGGACAACGAUCUCACCAUCCUUAUGGUCGAUGGCAGUCGUCCGCAUCUGGACGUUGAAGACGUCACGGGAUUCUACGUCAACAUGGUCCCCAUCCGCUGCCAAGAUGAAUGCGAUUCAAGCUUUGACCAACUGCUAGGAGCCUCGAAGAACCGCGUCCUUGAGGCUCUGUCCCACAAGGAUGUGCCUUUUGAGACGAUCGUAGAUACAAUCCAGGCGGAGAAGACGCAGUCACAUCUCCCUGUCUCGCAGAUCGCUAUCAACUACCAGGUUCACGGAGAAAUGCCAUUAUUCCAUACCAAAGACUUCGACAUUGUCAACAUCACGUCCGACGAUAUCCCAACGGCCUGCGAAAUAGCAGUGGAAGCUCUCGAAGACUCUGAUGGACUGAAUCUCCGCGUUGAAUAUUCCACCGCCCUUUACAGCCAUGCUGAUAUGGAACGCUUUACCGACAACUUCCUGACCUUCAUGAGCAGCUGUAUCAAGGACCACCGGCAGCCUAUCGAGGAGAUCAAGAUGUGUGGGCCCAAAGAACUCGCACAUCUCAAGACCAACUACUGGAACCUCGAACACACGGCCAACAAGUGGGACGACAAGUCCGUUCUAGAUCGAAUCUUCCAGCAGGCUGACACUAGUCCCCAAGCCAUUGCCCUUGAAACCUCAGACGGCGCCAGAAUCACUUACGGUGAUUUGGUAGACAAGGCGCGAAAGAUUGGAUACUCCCUGCAAGAAGCGGGCGCUGUUUCUGGAGCACGCAUCGCCGUACUUGCUCAGCCAGGCGUCGAAGCAGUUUGCGGUAUGCUCGGAGCUCUACUUGCCCGUUGCGCCUAUGUGGCUCUGGAUCCUAGCUUUGCUGUUGAGCGGCUUUCGUUUAUGGUCACCGACUCGAACGCCCGUGUCCUGUUGGCAGGUCAAGAGAUGGCACAACUAGGUGGAGAAAUUGUCCAGAAAUCCGGCAACAGCACUCGGUUGCUCAAAAUCGCAGAUUGUACUACUGCGUCCGGAAAAAUGGCUGCAGGUCAGACUCACUGCCCCCAAGAUCCCUUCUAUAUGAUCUACACUUCGGGCAGCACGGGGAAACCUAAAGGCGUCGUCCUCACACAAUCAAACACCCAGCAGAUGCUGAGUACGUUGCAGAACGACUAUCGCUUCACCCACCAGGACAAAUUUCUUCAUCAGUCUUCCAUUUGUUUCGAUCUUUCUGUUGUUCAAAUCUUUUCUGCUUUAACUGCUGGCGCUACGGUAUGCAUUGCUUCAUCAGAAACAAGAAAAGAUCCAGCAGCUCUGGCCGACUUCAUGCGCCGCACAUCCGUUUCUGUCACAUACUUUACGCCAACGCAGUUUGCCCUCUUGCUGGAACACAACAACCAAGCUCUUCAGCAAUGCAGCUCCUACAGGGUGGCAUACUUUGCCGGCGAACGUCUUCCAGUUAGAAUCGCACGCGCUUUCUACGACCUCGGUACGCCUGCUGUAUUGUACAACACGUGGAGUCCUAGCGAGCUAGUAGUGCAGACGACUAUCCACAAAACUAAUUAUCCGGACGAGAACGCCAUCAGCAUCCCGAUUGGAUUCCCAAUGGCCAAUUGCCGGCAUUACAUCGUCGACUCCCGCUUGAACCCGCUUCCAGUUGGUAUGGUUGGUGAGAUCGUCGUCGGGGGAGCGCAGGUUGGCGCUGGAUAUCUCAACAGACCUGCCAACAACGCGAACUCUUUCCUUCAUGAUCCAUUCUGUUCUGAUGCGGACCGAGAAAGAGGAUGGACCAGGAUGUUCAGGACUGGAGACAAGGGAAGGUUCCGGACUGACGCGCAGCUCGAGUUCCAUGGUCGUAUCGCAGGAGACAAGCAGAUCAAGCUUAGAGGCUUCCGCGUUGAUCUGGGCGAAGUGGAACAACGCCUAUACCGAGAGUCCUCCAUCGAGGAACAAGGACUCGUCGAUGUGUCUGUGAUCGCACGGAAUUCAGAAGAGAGUUCUAGCAUCACAGACGAUCGUCAACUUGUUGCCUUCCUAGUCACCAAAAAUCCCAUCAGUACGGCAUUGCAACACGUCUAUGCCACGGCUCUUCACGAACGAAUUGGAAAGCAUCUCAAUGUCUACAUGCUUCCCAGCGGCUACCAGUUUCUGGAAGGUUUGCCUGUCACCAUUGGCGGCAAAGUCGAUCUCCAGAACCUCCAUAAACGCAAGCUUAAUCUGAUCUAUCCUGGAACCAACCCUCAAGGAAAUUCUACCACUGCUGCUCCAGGUACGGACGCAGGUCUAGGAGCACGCGAAGGAAAAGUUAUCCAACUUAUCAAGGACGUCUUGGGUCAGGAUCGUGAGGUGGGACUAUUGGACAACUUCUUCGCCAUCGGAGGGAACAGUUUACUCCUGCUUCGACUCCAAUCUCGACUGAAGCGCGCCUUCAAGAUUGCACCGCCGCUUCCCCAACUGCUCAAAGAUCCAACUGCUGCCGGCAUUUGCGCUUACAUCGCGAAUGGAGGCAAGUCAUCUUCUUCAUCCAUAGCCGCUGACGAGAGUGCCGUGGACUGGACCAAGGAAGCUGCUCUACCAACCGUUGGGCGUUACUCGCCACAACAAGGCGCACAGCCUGUUGUGCGGGCAGAUCUGCAGUCCAUCCUGAUUACUGGAGUGGAGUCCUUUAUUGGAAUCCAUCUACUGGCCACCAUACUUGCUUCCAAAGAAAGCACAAUGACUAUUUACGUCCUCGGCUCGAGUACGCGACUUUCAGAAUCAGACCUCAUCGAGAAGCUAGAGGCUUACGAGAUACUCAAUGACUCGAACAAAAAGGCAUUAGCUUCGCGCAUUCGUUAUGUCCCCGGCGCACUGGAUCAGCCGCGUUUCGGAUUGUCCGGCUCUGAAUUCGAAACGUUGGGUCAGUCAAUCCAAGCGGUCUAUCAUCUGGGCGGGCACGUCAGUCUUCUCAAAUCUUACCGGGAUCUGAAGCAACCCAACGUCUCCGCUGUGUUCGACCUCGUUGAGCUUGCCGGACUUGGCAAACAACUGACAGAGAUUCACUAUCUCUCCACAUGGAGCGUUCCUCAUCUGCAGUCUUGGUCCGCUUCGAGGCUCUCUCGUAAAUCGAUCAGCACUUUGGAGGAAGACGCUACGCAUUUCGCACCACCAGCAACCCACGAACACGGCUAUUUCAAGACGCGGUGGGUCGCUGAGAAGGUCCUCAGCCAAGCAUCCGCACGAGGCUUUCCGGUUUCUAUCUAUAGGUCUUCUGCGGUCACCGCCAACAGCAAUUCUCAAGUGCCAGGGUCAGGCGACGGUUUCGUCGGUCAAAUGAUCCUUGGCAUGAUCGAUACAGGCCUGGUUCCGCAAGUGGGGCUUGGUGAGCCAUCAUGGGCAAUCGACUUCAUUCCCGUCGAUUACCUCUGCACGACAUUACACAGCCUCAUGACGCGCGACGAGGUCGCGACGAAAGAUCUUGCCGUUUUCCACAUCGGGAACACCCAGCCACUCAGGUUGCAAGAUCUUCCGGCCGUGAUUGGGCAAAUCCGACCGGACAAGGGAGAGGGGAGGGCGGUCCCGCUUACGGACUGGCUCGCGGCGCAGUCCGAUGGCGCAAAAGCUGAGGAGCAGUUGAGUUGGGCGGUCUUGAAGGGAUAUCUCAGUGCCGGCCACGUCAUGUUUGCGCUUGAUCGGAGCAAGACUGACGCGGCGUUGAAGCUCAUUGGAGAGAGCGCUGAUUGUCCACCUGUCGAUAGUGUUUACCUUCGGGAUUUGUGGAAGGCCCAGACUUCGGGCUAG
This is a messenger RNA of Coniosporium apollinis CBS 100218, 11694 nucleotides long. RefSeq lists its product as uncharacterized. Gene Ontology annotation, molecular function: fatty acid synthase activity; oxidoreductase activity; phosphopantetheine binding. The transcript is spliced from 4 exons. The record is from RefSeq and is a predicted model, not a curated record. NCBI's taxonomy places the organism in Eukaryota, Fungi, Ascomycota, Dothideomycetes. Gene Ontology annotation, biological process: secondary metabolite biosynthetic process; fatty acid biosynthetic process. The coding region runs from base 1 to 11694 and encodes 3897 amino acids.